UGCCCAUUCUCCUGCUGUGAGUGACGCGAUCGUCUCUCUUAUCCCUCAACUUUGCCUGUUGCCAGACCAGGCAGCCGAGGUGGACGCUGGCUAUCACCGCUGACAUUCUCAACGCGACCACACCAGAGAAAAAAAAAAAUCACCCCCACCUCGUUUAUUUAUUUUUCCGCUGACUUUUCACCGCAGGCUGCGAUUCCGUAACGAUGAUUUUUAGUUUUUCUUUCCAUCGGACUCCCCGAUGUUGUGCAGUCUACUACACGAAGGCGUGAAUCUUUUUUGAGUAGAGGUGGAUCUUCCCGGAUACAGCGAGGGGGUAUAUCAAAUAUAUAAAAAGGAAGAAGAGUUUCACGGAAAUCCCCACAAAUAAAAAAUGCCACGGAGGAAACAAGAAGCGCCGAAGCGCGCAGCAGGCCCUGACUCCAUAAAUCCUGCCUGUGUAAUGAUAACAGUGCCACCCUGCCAGCAACCUAUUCUCCCGAGGAGCUGACAGAGCACACUGUGGAGGAUGAGGAGGCGGAAGCAGACGACCUGCCCUCAGCCCCUCAGGAUGACCUUCCUAUGAAAGAUGAGUUUGUGGAGCAAAGCGCAGGGCCUGUCAAGGAGCAGGCAUGUGACCAGGAAUCAGCUGGGGUCGCCGAGCUUUCGGGACACGAGAUGGACAGUGAGUCACAUGUCAGCGAGACCAGUGACCGGCUCUCAGACUUUGAGAGCCCCUCCAGAAAAGCUGAGGGCAUCUUGGUCACAGCACCUCUGAAUGGUGGCACUAAGACACCUCCCAUAGGCAUGGACACCUUAGAACAAAUGAAGGCUAUCUACUCGAGCUUCCUGACCAGCCCCUUGUGGCCACCGCUGAACUUUAAUUCCACACCGCCACAGGCGCAGUCAUUGGCUUCUACAGAGAAGCCAACUCGCAGCAAUAGCACUAGUAGCAGUAGUAGCUCCAGCAGUGGUAGCUAUGACUGGCACCAGUCUGCAGUGGCAAAGACACUGCAACAGCAUCCUCCCCAGAGUCGUCACCCUGCUCAGUCUGAGCCCAGCCUCUUUAGUACAGUCCAGCUCCACAGGCAAAACCCAAAGCUUUUUGGCUCAAUCUUCACUGGGGCCAGUAAAUUCCGCUGUAAGGGCUGUAGCGCUGCUUAUGACACCCUGGUGGAGCUGACAGUUCACAUGAAUGACACAGGCCACUACCGCGAUGACAACCAGGAUAGGGCAGGCAGUGGUGCAAAGCGCUGGUCUAAACCACGUAAGCGGUCCCUGCUGGAAAUGGAGGGGAAGGAGGACGCCCAGAAAGUUUUGAAGUGCAUGUAUUGUGGGCACUCCUUUGAAUCCCUCCAGGACCUCAGCGUCCACAUGAUCAAGACCAAACACUACCAGAAAGUGCCUCUGAAGGAGCCCAUGGCCCCUGUGGCAGCCAAAAUAAUGUCUUCUAAGAAAAGGGGGCUUGUGGGAUUGGACCUCACUGCCUCACCACGCUCUAGAGAAGGAACCCCUAAAGCUAAGCACCCACAGGCAGACCUGAGUGAACCCUCACAGAAACCCUCCUCAAGCCCUUACACCACCCCCAAUAACCGCUAUGGCCACCAGAACGGCGCUAGCUAUGCUUGGCAGUUUGAGUCCAACAAAUUCCAGAUCCUCAAGUGUAUGGAGUGUGGGAGUUCCCACAAUACACUGCAAGAGCUGAGAACCCACAUGAUGGUGACAGGACACUUCCUGAGGGUGACCAGCUCUGUGGGAAAGAGAAUCAAAACACUUCCUGAAGCCACUUCCCCCAAUCCCGUGAGGGUUGCCACACCUACCGAACAGAGGGUCCAGUCCGUCCCACUCGCACCCUCCACCUUCUCCCCUCCACCUCUUCAAACUACCACAACUCCCCCCGCCACCUCCCCUCCUCUCAAAGAGAUCAAGAAGGAGGAGGUCGAGGAGGAGUGCACUAAGCAAGAGGCUGUUGGAAACGAAAAGCAAGUUGCAGUUUCCAUUGGGAAGGAGGAAGAUGCUGAGAAGGAGGAAAAAUAUGACAUCUCAAAGUAUAACUAUCUUACUGAAGAGGACCUGAAGGAGAGUCCUAAAGGGGGCUUGGAUAUUCUCAAAUCACUAGAAAACACUGUGACCUCAGCCAUUAACAAGGCCCAGAGUGGGAAUCCAAGCUGGGGGGGCUACCCUAGUAUCCAUGCAGCCUACCAGUUCCCUAGUGCCCUCAAGCUCCAACAGGCCGGCAUGGAAAAGAAUUCCCCAAUGAAGUUCUUAUUCAAUGGAGGGGAUGGAGCAUUGUCCAAGAACCAUCCCCUCAUUUCCCCACCGCUUAGUCAGUCCUCCCCCUUCCCCAGCAACAACUUCCAGGCAAUGGAGGACUUAGUGAAAAAAGUGACUGAGAAAGUAGCAAAAGUAGAGCAAAGGGUGAAGCAGAUGUCCCCUAAGAGGGAGAACCAUCUCUCCCCGUGCAGUAGUGAAGCUGGAGAAUCACAUAAGGGAGGAGAGGCUGACUCACCUCGGGAAUGGAGGGCAGUCACCCCAGCCAAUAGUGACAGGGGAAGCCAUAGCGACAGAGCAUCCCCGGCAACAGAACCCAAGAGAGAGACAGCAGUCAAGUCCCCGCUCGCCUCGACGCUGAGAUGCAGUACCGCCAUUAUUACUGGCCAUACUCCUCCAGAGCAGCCCUUUGUCAACCCUCUAAGUGCUCUUCAGUCAGUAAUGAACAUUCAUUUGGGGAAAGCAGCCAAGCCCUCCUUGCCAAACCAAGAUCCCCUGAGCCUGCUCUCUAGGCUCAGCCAGAGCAUGGCUGAGAGAGCUGCUGUGGCCGCUCCUCCCUCACAGACCAAAAAGACAGAAAGUGUAGUUGAUAAUAGUUUUUGCCAGCCCAGCGAUGACCAGCCUAUGGACCUGACAAAAGGGAAAAGUGAAAGAGGAGGCUCCAUAGGCUCGGCUCCCCUAACUCCCUCAUCCACAGCUUCCUCCAUCUCCCCCUCCUCCCUUGUUACCCCUGCAAAGCUAACAGUGGUCUCUCCCUACACAUCCAGCAGUCCUCUACAUGAAAAUGCAUUGUCAGAUAUCUCAGACAUGCUGAGGAACCUGACACAGUCCCACCAUGUCCCAAAGCCUCCCUCACGGUCCCGGGUCACAGAUAAAGCUGAGGUCGUGGGAUCUACUCAUGAUGACGAGGACGCGUCCCUGCACGGGCACAAACGUAAGGGCCGUCACUCCAACUGGAACCCCCAGCACCUCCUUCUUCUGCAGGCCCAGUUCGCUUCAAGCCUGAGGCAGACAUCUGAGGGGAAGUAUAUCAUUAAUGACCUCAGCCCGCAGGAAAGAAUGCAUGUAUCUCGUUUCACAGGUCUCUCUAUGACCACCAUCAGCCACUGGCUGGCUAACGUCAAGUACCAGCUAAGAAGAACAGGCAGAACCAAGUUCCUAAAGAACCUGGACUCCGGUCAGCCUAUAUUCUUCUGUAGUGACUGUGCCUCGCAGAUCCGAACCCCAGCAGCUUAUGUGUGCCACCUGGAAGCCCACCUAGGGUUCAGGAUUAGGGACCUGGCCAAGCUGUCCCCCAAACAGACUGUCAGGGACUCCCACUCUCUCACUGAGAAACUUGUGCCCCUGGAGUCCUUCCUCUCUCCACAAUCACAAGAUGACUGCAGUAGUAAUGGGGCGGUGUACCGCUGCCAGCUCUGUGUCCGUAAAUUUGCCACUAAGCACGCCAUCAAGCUUCACCUCAGCAAGAGCCAUGGGAAGUCUCCAGAGGACCAUCUGCUAUAUGUGUGCGAACUAGAGAAACACUAAAUUACUCUCAGCAGUAGACAUACUGGAAAACAUAUGUAGAAUGACUGUUAAAAACAAAAAAAAUAAAAUCAAAACAGAGAAUAUUUGCAAGGUGUGGUGAUGCACAAAGAUGCCACAAACUACUGUUGAAAACA
Molecule: messenger RNA, 3908 nt
Organism: Lates calcarifer (barramundi perch)
Lineage: Eukaryota; Metazoa; Chordata; Actinopteri; Centropomidae
Gene: tshz3a
Product: teashirt zinc finger homeobox 3a
Exons: 3
Coding region: 559-3774 (1071 amino acids)
Biological process (GO): regulation of transcription by RNA polymerase II
Cellular component (GO): nucleus
Molecular function (GO): DNA binding; DNA-binding transcription factor activity, RNA polymerase II-specific
Source: RefSeq, a predicted model, not a curated record